UUAUCUUUCUUUCAGAAGGAGACGAUUCAAGUGAUCGCUCAAUCUGUGGGCAUUACUAAAUUAAAAGAUGAAAUUGCUCAAGCUUUGGCUCUUGAUGUUGAAUAUAGAGUGAGAGAAAUAAUACAAGAUGCUUCAAAGUGUAUGAAACAUGCUAAGAGAGGAGUUUUAACUACAGAUGAUAUUAGUAAUGCCUUGGCAAUGAAGAAUAUCGAGCCACUUUACGGAUUCAAAGGACAAUCAUCACAACCAAAUAGAUUUAGGAGAGUUAAACAAACGAAAGAUUUAUACUUUUUGGAGGAUGUAGAACUUGAUUUGAAGGAUUGUUUGGAAAAACCUCUUCCAAAGAUACCAAUAGGACCAUCAAUAUUUACACACUGGUUGGCCAUUCAAGGUAUUCAACCAAAGAUUCCUCAAAAUCCUACUAUUGAAGAAACAGAAUCGGAAAGAAAGAAGGAAUCAAAAGAUAAGGAUCAAUCCAAGAAAGUUUCAUCAUCACACGAUCCUAAUGUAGAAUUUAAACCACUUGUCAAACAUAUAUUAUCGGAAGAACUCCAAAUGUACUUUGAAAAAGUUACAGAAGCUAUCAAAGAUACUACAAACCAAAAGAAAGAACUAAGAAAAGCUGUCAUUGAAAGCUUGGCAACUGAUUCUGGUAUUAAUCAACUCGUCCCUUAUUUUACUCAAUUUAUUGCUAGUGAAGUCACAAAUAAUAUGAGAAAUUUGACUCUUCUUUAUAGAUUGAUGGAAAUGACAAAAGCACUUCUUGUCAACCCAAAUAUUCAUAUUGAACUUUAUCUUCAUCAAAUAAUGCCUUCAAUUCUGACUUGUAUUGUUGGUAAAACUUUAUGUGAAAAUCCAUAUGAAAACCAUUGGGGACUUCGAGACUUUUCAGCAAAUACUAUUGCCUAUAUUUGUCGCAAAUUUGGCUCCUCAUAUCAUACCCUCCAACCCAGAAUUACUAAAACAUUGCUUCAUGCAUUUUUAGAUCCAAAAAGGUCAAGGGCAACUCAUUAUGGUGCUAUUGUAGGAAUUACAGCUCUAGGAUCACAUGUAACACAACUCUUGCUCUUGGAACCUCCUAAGAAUUCUAACCUUAAAAUAUUUUGCAAUUUACUCCUUCCUGAACUUGUUUCCUCUGACAUGAACACUAAACACCAGGCCUUUAUGUGUUACAAAGCAUUAUUAACAGCCCCUGGA
This is a messenger RNA of Naegleria gruberi, 1197 nucleotides long. RefSeq lists its product as uncharacterized. The record is from RefSeq and is a predicted model, not a curated record. NCBI's taxonomy places the organism in Eukaryota, Heterolobosea, Eutetramitea, Acrasida, Naegleriidae. The annotation marks the transcript as partial. The transcript has 4 exons. Gene Ontology annotation, cellular component: SLIK (SAGA-like) complex; SAGA complex; transcription factor TFIID complex. Gene Ontology annotation, molecular function: protein heterodimerization activity; transcription coactivator activity; RNA polymerase II general transcription initiation factor activity. Gene Ontology annotation, biological process: transcription initiation at RNA polymerase II promoter; RNA polymerase II preinitiation complex assembly.